Molecule: messenger RNA, 1790 nt
Organism: Meira miltonrushii
Lineage: Eukaryota; Fungi; Basidiomycota; Exobasidiomycetes; Exobasidiales; Brachybasidiaceae
Product: putative CYB2-L-lactate dehydrogenase
Exons: 1
Coding region: 239-1738 (499 amino acids)
Biological process (GO): lactate metabolic process
Molecular function (GO): L-lactate dehydrogenase (cytochrome) activity; heme binding
Source: RefSeq, a predicted model, not a curated record
UGAAUCGAUCAUAAUUUUGGAAGUGAAGGUAAUAUAUGCAGAUAAAAAGACUCUUUCCCCACACUUGAUUUCAUUCUUCUUUCCUUGCCAUCCCUGCUCCCUACCAUAACAAGUCUUACACCAAAAAACACACCUCAGGAGAAAAGUACGCCAAAUACCAUAAAUUACCAGGUACCUUUUCCCUUUCAAUCCCUUCACACGUUUCCCCGUUCAUCAUCAUAACAUCAAAUCACUCAACAUGUCUGCCAAAAUGUUAACCGGUGAAGAAGUGGCAAAGCAUAACAACAAAGAAUCAUGUUAUGUCAUCGUUCAUGGAGAAGCAUACGAUGUAACCGAAUUCUUACCUGAUCAUCCAGGAGGUCAAGGUAUCAUUCUCAAAUAUGCCGGAAAAGAUGCAACAGAUGCAUACGAUCCAAUUCAUCCACCCGGAACAUUGGAAGAAAAUCUUCCAAAAGAGAAAUGUUUGGGAAAGGUAGACAUGUCUACUGUCAAACAAGAAAAGAAGGAAGAAUCAGAAGAAGAUAAACAAAUCGCAAAGAACAAAGAAGCUAUUCCUCCUUUGGAUCAAUGUUUGAACUUGUACGAUUUCGAAGUGGUUGCCCGUCAAGUUUUAAAGGGUACCGCUUGGGCUUAUUAUUCUUCCGGUUCAGAUGAUGAAGUUACAAUGCGUGAAAACAACAACGCUUUCGGUCGUAUUUGGUUCCGUCCACGUAUUUUGAGAGAUGUUUCCACUGUGGAUUACAGUACUUCUCUUUUAGGAUGGAAGUCUUCUUUGCCUAUUUAUAUCACAGCUACCGCUUUGGGUAAAUUGGGACAUCCAGAAGGUGAAAAGAAUCUCACAGUUGCUGCUGGACGUGAAAAUAUUAUUCAAAUGAUUCCAACUUUGGCCAGUUGCAGUUUCGAUGAAAUUGUUGACGCUCGCACUCAUGAACAACAAACACAAUUCUACCAAGUAUACAUCAAUUCCAACCGUGCAGUGACUGAAAAGACACUUAAACGUGCAGAACAACGUGGUGUCCGUGCUCUAUUCGUCACCGUUGAUGCACCUCAAUUGGGACGUCGUGAAAAGGAUAUGAGAAUCAAGUUUGACGAUGUAGGAAGUCGUGAGCAAGUUGAAAACAAGGACAAUGUAGACAGAAGUCAAGGAGCAGCACGUGCAAUUUCUUCUUUCAUCGAUCCAAGUUUGAAUUGGGACGAUUUGCAUUGGUUACGCAGUAUCACACGUUUGCCAAUCGUUCUCAAAGGUGUUCAAACUUGGGAAGACACCGUUCGCGCUGCAGAGAUGGGACUUUCUGGUGUCGUACUUUCCAAUCAUGGUGGUCGUCAAUUAGACUUUGCCAGAUCGGGUAUUGAAGUUUUGGCAGAAGUUGUGCCUGAAUUGAAGAAACGUGGAUUAUACUCUUCCAAUUUCCAAUUAUUUGUUGAUGGUGGUAUUCGUCGUGCAAGUGAUGCUCUUAAGGCGAUCGCAAUGGGCGCAACUGCAGUGGGUAUCGGUCGUCCGUUCUUGUAUGCUUAUUCAGCUUAUGGAGCAGAUGGUGUUCAACAUGCUAUCAAAAUUCUUAAAGCUGAAAUGGAGAUGGAUAUGCGUUUGAUCGGUGCUCCCACCUUGAAGGAUUUGGUUCCUGAAAUGGUUGAUACCCGUGCUUUGAACAUGCAUACAAGCGUUCCAAGUACAAAUGCAGCAACUGUUUAUGAACGUAUCGGUACAGCAGCAGAUCCUUCUGGCUCUAAGUUGUAGAGGGAAGAUUCCACAUGUGUUUAUAUUCUUGUCAUCAUUAUCAUUGUUUUCU